AUGGAGGAAGCUAUAGUGUGGAGUGCGUUGCUCGUUGUAAGCAUAAUCAUCAUAUUUAUGCUCUCUAUUGGUCUCCAUGAGAAGAGCACCAACGCAAUAUGUCUGUCAAGGAGAAGACUUGAAGGCAAGACUGUGAUAGUGACUGGGGGAACGGCAGGAAUCGGACUCGAGAUAGCAAAAGACUUAGCUCACAGAGGAGCUAGAGUGAUCAUCGCGUGUCCUUACGAAGAUGAAGGCAUCGAAGCAAGGGAUCAAAUUAUAGAGGAAACUGAAAACAGUGAUGUUAUUUUUAAACUACUGGAUCUAUCAAAUUUAGAGUCUACUAGACAUUUUGCGGAAGAUAUUUUAAAGACUGAAAUGAGGUUAGAUAUUUUAAUAAAUAAUACUGGAGUUGGAGUACCUACAGACCAGUAUACAAAAGACGGGAUACUUUUCAUCAUGCAGGUGAAUUAUUAUGGUACAUUUUUGUUGAGUCUGUUAUUGUUACCGCUCCUGGAAAGGACAGGUAAGCUUGGUGAACCUAGUAGAAUACUGGUCACUACAUCAUUAACGCAUUGGCUUGGUGGUCGAGUUGACAUUCAAAAGUCAAACAAAAACUGCUUCUUCUCUUUACUUUAUAAGGUACAACUUUAUUCAAGCAGCAAAUUAUACUUGUUAUAUUUUUCGACUGACCUAACGAAGAGGUUAAAAGGGUGCAACGUUGUGAUUAAUAAUGUGGACCCUGGAAUGGUAGGAACUAGAAUAUUCUAUUCUGCUAAUAGGGUGAUUGGGUUUAUAUUGACUUUAAUUGGUUUGAUGCUGUUCAAAACACCUUGGCAAGGUGCCCAAACGACAUUACAUGUGGCUCUGGAUAGAACUGGUGGAGAAAAAAGUUCGAACGCAAUAUGUGUAUCAAGGAAGAGACUCGAAGGAAAAACUGUUAUAGUGACCGGGGGCACAGCAGGAAUGGGUGUUUUGAUUGCAACAGAUUUAGCACACCGAGGAGCUAAAGUAAUAAUAGCGUGUCCUUUUGAAGAGGAAGGCGUGACUGCUAGAAAUCAAAUUAUAAAAGAAACGGGAAACGAAGAUGUAGUUUUCAAGAUUCUGGACCAGUCGUCUCUGGAUUCCACAAGAAAAUUUGCAGCUGACAUCUUGAAAACAGAAGACAGAUUAGAUAUUUUAAUAAAUAAUGCCGGAAUUGGUUUUCCUAACAAUUUUGAAACUAAAGAUGGCUUAAGCUUUAUAAUGCAAGUGAAUUAUUAUGGAGUAGUUUUAUUAACACUUCUGCUUUUACCACUUUUAAAAAAGACAGGAAAACGCGAUGAGCCUAGCAGAAUAAUAGUAACUACAUCUGUUUUGCAUAUGUUGGGACAAGUAGACAUAAAAAAUGCAAACAAAAUGAAUUAUUGGCACAGUUCAGUUCUGGUUUAUGGCAACAGUAAGAUUUGCCUUAUACAUUUCGCGAAGGAACUUACAAAGAAGCUAAAAGGUUCAGAUGUUGUGAUUAAUUGUGUAGAUCCAGGAGCAGUUGGUACAAGAAUCUUUAAUUCAAUUAAUAUAGUAGUUGGAACUUUUAUAAAACUAGGCUGUAUUUUAUUGUUCAAGACACCCUGGUAUGGAGCACAAACAGCUUUACACGUAGCCUUAGAUAAAAGUGGCGGAGAGGUGAGUGGUGCUUAUUUCAAAAACUGCGAGAUUAAUAGACCAGUAAAGCGGGCGUACAACGAUAAAACUUCAAAAGAAUUAUGGAAAGACACAGUGAGACUAGUAAAGUUGUCUGAAGACGAGUUAAAUCUUAUUUUAGAAUAG
Molecule: messenger RNA, 1788 nt
Organism: Arctia plantaginis
Lineage: Eukaryota; Metazoa; Arthropoda; Insecta; Lepidoptera; Erebidae
Source: the annotation of a GenBank genome assembly